AUGCAACCUUUACAGCUUACAAACGAUGCAGCUUACAAGUUUGAGUUGUGGAAGAAGCUGCUAGGCGAAUCGCUAGGAGUCUCUUCAAGCAAUGAAGUCGAGACAAAGGCCAGUGUGCACGCAGCCAUUCAUCGGGUAGCGCUGCCAAUUGUGCAAAGCCACCUACCACGUCGUGUACGGGAGCCGUGUUGCCUUGCCGGCUCCUGCACAACACCCAACAUUCCCUUUGCGCACCGCUGCGUUCAUCUCGGCCGCAGUCGCAUUGAAACCGUGGAGAGCUGCCGCGAUGAGCUAUGCUUUUGCCUGGCCCACUCGACAGCCUGCGCGGGGCCUGAGGUGGACUUGGUGGUGCACGGCUACUACUCUUCUGGCAACGACAUGCGCAGUCGAUAUCGCGGGCUGCGGUGCCUCCUGCACCACACCGCCGCGCGAAGCAUCCGCUUCGAGAGCGUUGAUAACCAGCACGAUACGCAGGAGAUUGUGGGCGAGUUGGGCUACCUGUUGCAGAAGUCGCUGCCACAAAGCUGCUGGCGUGAACUUCACUUGACUCGCUGUUCCAUGACGCCCAACUCUUUCCGCAGCCUGCUCACCUGUCUGCGUCGGCACGACACGCUGACGCAUGUGUCACUUGAAGGCUGCCACGUCGGCAGCUCCACGCUCAUAGGAGAGUACGUGAGAUCCACCUCCACCCUGACACACCUUUCCCUGCGUGGUACCACCAUGGCCAGCGACUGGGCGUCUGUGGGACGUGCAGUGGCACAGGCGCCAUCCAUCGUCCACGUUGACGUAUCAGCGUGCAACUGGCAGGAUACCCCGCACCUCGCGGAGUUCGUUACUUCCCUUUCCAGCUUUUUGCAGCGGCCACGCUUUGCCCUGGACCUUUCCGCCAACCUGCUCACAUCCAAGUGCUUCUCCGUGUUGGCUGGGGCAGGUGCGCAACUGCUUUCCGGCGUCACCGAUCUUUACCUCGGUGGGCACCGCUUCACAGAGGACGAAGAACCCCUUUCUCAGCUCCUCAGCGUGUACGGCAACUUGGACUCGCUCAACCUGGGCCGGUGCACCUUCAGCACGGGGGUCGCCCAACGCGUCCUGCGUGCGCUGGGCGACAAGAAAAAGGUUUGGCGUCUUGUCGAUGUUUCCUACACAAACAUUCCCUCGGGCUCAUUCAAACGCAUUUGUCAAGCGGCCUUUUCGGCUGGUACGUCGUUGCUCUGCUGCUCAGGCGUGGAUCUGCACGGGCAAAUCACUAAAGUGGGCUUUGCCAGCUGCGCCUCUGCUUUGUCGCGCCUGGAGUUGUCGCGGUGUAGCUUGACGGACGACUGUGUCAGUCAACUCGCCUCCGCGCUGGAGAAGGGUGCGCCGCUUCCGUUGCAGCAUCUUUCGCUGGGACACAACGCCGUGGACAAGGGACGCACCAAAGGCGACGGAAGUUUCCUCUUUCUCUGCAAGGCCCUUCGCUCGCACAAUGCGCCGUCGCUAGAGUCGCUGGACCUCUCCGGCAACAAGCUCCCUGUCCUGGCCAUUGCCGCUUUUAUGGAGCAGGUCGUCAGCACGGUGCGCGUCAUCGAUUUUUCAAACACCUCCAUCGCAGAUUCGUCUGCAGAUCGAGUGCGGGUGUUGACCACCUUGAUGCGACGUCAGCGAAGUCCAAGCCCUUUUCUCCUUCUCGACGUUUUUAUGGCAUCAUCUGUGGAUGAUGUAUGGGCAGGCAUGAAGGAAGUCACAGAGUGGCUGGCUACCCAGACGAGCGUGAGAUUGGAGACGGAAGUCGGUAGUGGCGGAACCAAAAACACUCGCUGCUGA
Molecule: messenger RNA, 1803 nt
Organism: Leptomonas pyrrhocoris
Lineage: Eukaryota; Euglenozoa; Kinetoplastea; Trypanosomatida; Trypanosomatidae
Exons: 1
Coding region: 1-1803 (600 amino acids)
Source: RefSeq, a predicted model, not a curated record